GGACGUACUUCCUGUUUUCACCAGAGCGUCGUACAGCAAACAUGGCGGCCUCCGGUGGAAGAACCGUGGGAUCUUUUCUCUGGAAAUGCGGAAAUUGCUACUUCAAUUUUAACACAGUCUCGUCAUAUUUAACUCGCCAGGUGCUGUCCAGACAGCUAUGUGUGAGUGCUGUGCUCCACAGGAAGAACCUGGCUGCAGCGGGCCCAGAGAAGUUCUCAGAGGAGUUCAUCAAGAAGCAGGUGGAGGAGUUCAACAUCGGGAAGAGACAUCUAGCCAACAUGAUGGGAGAGGACCCUGAGACCUUCACUCAGGGGGACAUUAAUAGAAGCAUUGCAUACCUGUUCCCCUCUGGCCUGUUUGACAAAAAAGCCAAACCACUGAUGAAGCAUCCGGAUGAGGUGUUUCCAAAACAGAGAGCUGUCCAAUGGGGUGCAGAUGGACGGCCAUUCCACUUUCUGUUCUACACAGGAAAGCAGUCCUACUACUCUCUAAUGCACUUCUCUGGUGGGUAGUCGGUGGUUGCUGAAAGAAGAGCUGGAGGAGUUGUUGGUGGAGACCAUCUCAGAACACGAUUAUGCACGGUUCAUCCAGCUGAUGGAGAGGUUGCUGUCUCUGCCCUACUGCUCUGUGGAGGAGGACUUUGUCCAGCGCUACCGCAGACAGCUGGAGAUCCAGUCCUCCAAGCAGCAGGUCCAGCCCCUACAAUACGACCAGCACGGAGUGGCUUACAGCACCGGAGAUGGCAGAAGGAAGACCGCUACGGGUACUGUCCUACUGAGAGACAGCGGCUCAGGAUCCAUCAGCAUCAACGGGACAAACUAUGUCCACUACUUCCCUGUCCUGCAAGACCGAGAGCAGUUGAUGUUCCCCCUCCACUUCAUGGAGGUGCUGGGGAGGUUUGACAUGCAGUGCAGUGUGAGUGGCGGGGGCCAUUCCAGCCAGGCGGGGGCGCUACGCCUUGCCAUCUCCCGCGCCAUGCUGAGCUUCCUGUCUGAGGGACAGGUGGAGACCAUGAGACAAGCUGGGCUGCUGACCCCUGACCCCAGAAUUAAGGAGAGGAAGAAGCCGGGCCAGGAGGGAGCGAGGAGGAAGUUCACCUGGAAGAAACGUUGAGGUGGAGGACAGAAUAGAUCUGGACACAGGGAAAUCACAGCAGCAUAUUCAUCAUUAUCUUCCUCUGAGAUCAGAACUGUUAUUAGUAAGUGGACAAAUUGUUCAUCCAACCCCUGUUGUAGCUUUUUAUAUGUCCCCUAAAGGUGUUUUAGAUCUGGAAAUAGCCACCAAGUACAUGACUCAAAUGCAUGUACAAAUUCAAAGGGGUUCUGUCCAUGUGAGGGCAGGAUACCCAACUCCAUAUAGGCUGUAAUGUUUUUUUUCUGCCACCAGAGGGCCAUCUCUGGCAACAUACCUGUCCAUUGUCUUUGUCUGUAUAUUGAAAAUAAAAUGUUGUUUUUCACAUA
Oncorhynchus kisutch (coho salmon) is the source of this 1460-nucleotide messenger RNA. RefSeq names its product mitochondrial ribosomal protein S9 (gene mrps9). Gene Ontology annotation, cellular component: mitochondrial small ribosomal subunit; ribosome. The record is from RefSeq and is a predicted model, not a curated record. NCBI's taxonomy places the organism in Eukaryota, Metazoa, Chordata, Actinopteri, Salmoniformes, Salmonidae. Gene Ontology annotation, molecular function: structural constituent of ribosome; RNA binding. Gene Ontology annotation, biological process: translation.